CUAAGCCUACUCACACUCACACACACACGCGCGCUCUCACACGCUCUCACACUUAGUGCGGCGCGGGUUAUUAUGAAGCUCAACCUUUUCGGAAUAUAAAAGCUAAUCCGAAGGAGCCUGGGUACGCUUUGCUAAACCAGGGCUCGUUUGCUGUGCUACUGGGAAAUUACUGUGUUUAAAGGAAGGGAGAUACCAUGGCAGAGCACAUGAUGAUGCCAAUGAGCCACAGCCAAGCGAAUGGCAACCUGCAUGGCUACCGAAUGGGCAUGAAUGGCCAGCAGCAUACUCCCCAGCCUGGCCUACGAGCCAUGCCCAAUGGACAGAUGAUGCAUUAUGGGCCUCAGGGAGCCAUGCAGCGGCCCAACAUUGUGAUGAAUGGGCAGAUGAAUGGAGGCGCGAUGGGUCAUCACCAAAUGCAGUCAGCCAACAUGAUGUACAGCAACCAGGGCCAGCAGCAUCAACAGCAUCAUAUGCACCAGCAGCAUCAUCAAGGGCAACAGCAGCAGUACAUGCCCGGAGGCCUCAACUCCCAGCAGCUCAUGGCCAGCAUGCACCUGCAGAAACUGAACACCCAGUACCACGGGCACCCGCUCAGUACCAUGAAUGGGCACCAUGUGCCAAACGGAGCUCAGUUUCGUAUGGGUCCAGCUCAGCUGGCCAACGUGCAGCACAUGGGCGGUCCUGCGCUGGGCCUCAACGGCAUGGAUGCUGACCUGAUUGAUGAGGAGGUUCUUACAGCGUUAGUCAUGGAGCUGGGACUGGAUAGAGUACAGGAGCUGCCAGAACUGUUUCUCGGACAGAACGAGUUUGAUUUCCUCCCAGACUUUGUCAGCAAACAGCAGCCCAGCACAGUCAGCUGCUGAGGUAUAUAGAAUGAGACACUGAAAGGGUGAACGAUGCAGUAAAAGGUGAUAAUUACCCUGUUCAUAGUCUUGGAGAGAACUGUCUCUGCAAAGUAGAGAACAGGCAGAUGUUUCUCUGGUUCACUACUGGAAAGAGUGAUGGAGCUCCAGCCAGCCAGAGCUGUAUCCCUGUUGGGAUGGGGUAGUAAAUAAUACCCCUGUCCUUCCAGACAUGAAUGUAACGACAUUGCUGAAUUAUGACCUUGGUGCAAUGUAAAGCGCUCUUAGUUCUCAUAGCAGUUUUGCAUUCACACGUAACUUGUUUCUGUUCACUCAGUACCAACAUAGAUUGCAAAGCUUUGCUGAGGAAGUUCUGUGCAGGAUGUUGUGUUGCAGUUUUGAUUGGGGGAUGGGGUUUGGGCUUCGAAAAUGUGUUCCUUGAUGCUCUGUAGUCUUAUGGUUUGGUGUUGAACUGAACUGGGAGAUUCCCAUUUGUAAUGAACUGGUCACCAACAGUAUUAACUGGAUUAGUCAGCUAUGUAUGUGCUCCAUUACAUGUACCAAGCAAGCCCAUAUUACAGUAUCUACUGUGGAUUUUGCCAUCAUAAAUGUAGAACUGCCUUAAAUCAACACAGUUUUUAUUUGUUUGAUUGACCUUUUGAGGUUAGGAGGGGUUAAGCAUUUUGGCUUUGCUACUUUUUGUUAAUAAAGCUGGCCAAGUUUGAUCUGUGGCCUGAUUUUAUGUUCUUCUCUGAAUUUACUGGACUAACAGAGAGAAUGCUGCUGAAAUCAAUAAAUAGGCCACGAGUUGCCAUCUUGCAUCCUUUUUUGUUUUCGAGGCUUUAACAGUGAUCUUGUCUAGGCAUGAUUUUAAGAGUGAUGCAUCUCCAAAAACGUAGGCACAAGCCAUAUUUUUCUGUCUUCUUCUUCUGCUUCUACUUGACACUAAAUGGUAGCCACUAGUGUGCACUGAUCCUCUUGCAUGCUAGUCAUAUUUUACAGAUCUAAAACCUUGUUCGUUCUGCCCACUUAUCUGUUCUAUUGAUCAAACGUGAUCCAUUAGGUGUAUUUGCUGACUUCAUGACCCAUAUCCAAGCACAUUACCACAUAAUGUAUGUUGUUGUUUUGUUUUUGUUUUUUUUUAUGUUUGAACAAAUGGUGUAUGUGUGUUUUGUUUGUUUGGUGGGGGUGGGGUGAUCAGCGAGAACAGUCCAGGUUAAUCUGUGCUUACCUUGACUAUGCAGGCUCUUCAUGCCUGCAGAUUUUGCAUCUGAGAACAGAGAGCAUUGGCUCCAUUUAUGGCCACGUUCUGCUCGACCUUCUGGAGGGGGUUGCGAUGGCAAGCCGUUAACGCUCCUUUUGUCAUUUCUUGCUUUUCAAAGGGGGAGGGAACAGCAGGGCAGAGGUUAUGUAGAUGCCAAUAAUGGACAUGCUUCUUUAAGGAGAAAAUGCAGGCAAGCUGAAGAUGGUUUAAUUGAAAACUUUCAGUUUCUGGAUCUAGCACCCUAGAGCUUGUUUAUUCUGCCCAGGUCAGCCAAUUUGUGUUGUGCUUGAGGGGUGAACUGUAAUGCUGUCACACUGUAAAUUUAUAGUAGUCUUACAAUAUAUAUAAUUGACUUUUCCUGGCUUGACAUUUUAUUCCUUGGGAUGGCAAUUGGAAGCUAAGCUGACCCUCGCUCAUGGCUGCCUCAAUAUCAGGGUGGAUAUAACUGGUCCUUUGCCUUUUCUCUUGCUUUUGUCUGAAGAAAAUGUAUUUAUUUUAAGCAAUAAUAAACUAUUUUAUUUAUGGAACAAUU
This is a messenger RNA of Neoarius graeffei (lesser salmon catfish), 2638 nucleotides long. It is a transcript of the gene cited4b, whose product is annotated as Cbp/p300-interacting transactivator, with Glu/Asp-rich carboxy-terminal domain, 4b. The transcript has 2 exons. Gene Ontology annotation, biological process: regulation of DNA-templated transcription. Gene Ontology annotation, cellular component: nucleus. Lineage: Eukaryota; Metazoa; Chordata; Actinopteri; Siluriformes; Ariidae. The coding region runs from base 195 to 863 and encodes 222 amino acids. The record is from RefSeq and is a predicted model, not a curated record.